Messenger RNA from Penicillium antarcticum, 876 nucleotides. Its product is annotated as unc-50 family protein. NCBI's taxonomy places the organism in Eukaryota, Fungi, Ascomycota, Eurotiomycetes, Eurotiales, Aspergillaceae. The transcript has 5 exons. The record is from RefSeq and is a predicted model, not a curated record. Gene Ontology annotation, cellular component: Golgi membrane. Bases 1 to 876 code for a protein of 291 amino acids.
AUGAACCCUCACAUCUCCUUGCCCCGCCAACAUGCCGGCUCUGCCAACUUCGGCUCCACGCCUGCAACCCGCGGGUCGAGUGUACGGAUGCCGCGCUUCUUUAAGAGACUCUUCAAGUUCCCUCAAAUGGACUUUGAGAUGGCCAUUUGGGAGAUGACAUCUUUGUUGAUUGCGCCCAAGAAGGUCUUCAAAUCGAUAUACUACCAUAAACGUGAGUUCUACUUCAAAACCAAAAACACAUGGCAUCGCCCUGACCCGUCAUUCACCUACCUCCUAUCAUUCUUCCUUCUCCUCACAGCCUUUGCCUGGGGUCUCGCCUACACACCCUCCUUCGGCGCAAUUGUACGCCUAACGAUCUUCUUCGUGUUCGUGCACUUCAUCGGCUCGUCGCUCUUCAUCUCAACAGUUGGAUACUUCGUGAUUGGAAAGCUAUUUGGUCCCAAUGGCGCGGCGGCCUCUCUAGCUGGCUUGCGGGGUUCCCGUGGCCGAAGACGGGGAGCCGCACAGGGUCUCUUCAUGCAGCCAGGAGAGAAGGACCAAUUGGAGUUUGGAUAUUGUUUUGAUGUGUCCAACCGUGCCUUCUUUCCCCUCUACCUUCACCUAUAUGUGGUGCAAUUCCUCCUCUUGCCCCUGCUCACCCGCAGCCCGAGCAAUUUCCUGGCUACUUUCCUUGGCAACUCGCUCUACCUCUCCGCCCUCAUUUACUACACUUACAUCACCUUCUUGGGGUACAAUGCUCUUCCCUUUUUGCACAACACCGAGCUACUCCUCUUGCCUAUCCUUAUCUUCGCUAUCAUGUGGCUGGUCAGCUUGGUUGCCGGUUGGGGCAUCGUUAUGCAAGGCCGCAGCGUUGAGGGGUUGUUCUGGGGCGUGUGA